This is a messenger RNA of Eimeria maxima, 5312 nucleotides long. RefSeq names its product SNF2 family N-terminal domain containing protein, putative. Gene Ontology annotation, cellular component: nucleus. NCBI's taxonomy places the organism in Eukaryota, Apicomplexa, Conoidasida, Eucoccidiorida, Eimeriidae. The transcript has 13 exons. Gene Ontology annotation, molecular function: ATP binding; ATP-dependent chromatin remodeler activity; DNA binding. The record is from RefSeq and is a predicted model, not a curated record. The annotation marks the transcript as partial.
GUUUGGGUAAGACGAUCCAGACCUUAUGCUUUCUUUCCUACCUGAGCGCCAUGAAGGUCGACGGCCCGCACCUAAUUGUUGUUCCGCUUUCCACUGUCGGCAAUUGGCUGCACGAAAUUCACCGCUUUACUCCUUCUCUUACACACAUUAAGAUUUGCGGCUCCCGAAACGAACGCCAACACGCCAUGCAAGAUCGCUUGGCGGCAAAGGGUCUUUAUGACUUGUACGUCACAACCUAUGAGACAGUGAAGAGCGAAGAGGAAUUCUUCGUCGAGCAAAUUCCCCAUUGGCAGUGUAUUGUCCUAGAUGAAGCUCAUCGUAUAAAGAACGCUUCCGGGGCAAUUCGACACUCGCUUGAUCGAGUGCAGGGGAAUAUGCGGCUUCUGCUUACGGGUACCCCGUUACAGAACAACGCACAGGAGUUGUUUACUCUCAUCAACUUCCUUAUGCCUGAUGUUUUCAGGGAUUCUCUCGUCAUUGAACAGGCCUUCGCGCAGAACGCCAAGUCCGCAGCCGGGAAGUCGGGUGGCAAGCAGCCCCGUGGGCGUUCAAAAGCGGCGGCAUUGGCGGAGAUGGAUGUGGAUACGAUGUUUAAACAGGAGGAUUUGAACAAGAUACGGCAGCUGUUAGACCGCGUCAUGUUGCGGCGUCUCAAGGAACAGGCCAUUGCUUUGCCGCGAAAGGUCUUCCAUGAUAUUUGGCUGCCAAUUUCCGAUUUGAGCGCAAAGUGGUAUCGCAGACUCCUUGAAAUCAAAUCCCUUCAGGAGGAAGCCCGUUCUAACUCCGCCAGAGUCAACUUCAGAAAGAUGCUCGGGCUCGUCAUCAAGAUGCGAAUCUUGUGCGCUCACCCCAAAGGCGUUUGUGCAAGGGAGUCGCAACUGCAGCGAUUGCAGGCUUUCUUUAGCCAAGAAGACCCAGCGCUUCAGGAAGAGGUGACAAAGGCAGCUAGGGAGUUGCAGGCCGUUGAAGGCGCGGCGCACCUCGCAGGCUCCUCGAAGUUGCUGUUUUUGGACAAAUUGAUGUGCCACUUGCAUUUCUUGAACUGCAAAUAUGUGCCGGCCUACGAGAGGGACUACAUGGCUCACAAGAACGACGCGGCCACUUACGAGUUUUACAAGCGGCAUGAGGAGGCGGUACUGACGGCGUUGGCAGAGGGGAGAAAACCCCCACGACGACCGAAGCGCAGCGAACUGAUCGGCAUUCCCGAGUAUAGGGCGUUGUUGGAGAGGGGUAUGCCGAACAGAGACCUGACAACAGCGAGGGAUGAGUCGUUUCUUAAGGAGGGGCUCUUCGCUGCUGAACCCGUGAUGCCAACGAAGGAUUCAUGUAACCCCGAACUGCAGGAACGAAAGAGAGGUCAGGGAGAAGAUGAUGACGUAUCGGAUAACGAGGGAGUAGGCAAACGGAAACAAGAACCCGCAGAUGCAGACGUAUCAGAUGCAGAUGCUGUGGCCGCACAAACGUCUGCAGAGGAUCAGCCUCGCAGCAGGACCGAGCGGCGCGCCCGACGAAACCUGAUUGUGGACGACGAUGAUCUGGUGCCGGUAGACAGCGGUGCAUCCGCAGCAGCAGGACAAUCCCAGGAAGGAGCAGCGGGAGGGGCAACGGACGUCGCACCUUCAACACCAACAGCUCCAGCUGGUCAGGAGGCAGGAGGGGAGACCGAAACUGCAGCAAUGGCUGUGAAGAGUCCUGAAGAGAAGCGCGAAGGCGAUGACAAGAGUAACUUGCCCACAGCCUGUUGCACAGGGAGCCCGGCAAGUCACAAGGACCACAAGGAGGGUGUAGAUUCCCUUGAAGGGCAGCCUGUGAAGGCUGAGCCCAUCGUUGCUGCAGCUUCUCAAGCACAGGCAGACGAUACCAAGAGGGAAGUACUUGUCGCAACGACACCAGCCGCUGCAGGAGCAACAGCACCAGUUCAGGGCACUGAGGGCCAGACAAAGGCAGAAUCGUCGCCAGACAGUGAUCGCAGCGAUCUAAAGAGCAACGGGGGAGAUAAAGCAGCAAAAAGCGAGGCUGCCAACACUCCCAGGGUUCAGCGGCUUUUGAUUUUCACGCAGUUUCAGUUGGUUUUAGAUGAGCUCGAGGCGUAUUGCAAAUACAGGGGCUGGCGCUAUCUUCGGCUGGACGGGUCCACGAACAAGUUUGUGCGGGAGUUAGACAUUCGGGACUUCAACAAUGACAACACAUGUUACUUCGUCUAUUUAAUAUCCACAAGGGCUGGGGGCUUAGGCAUUAACCUCACUGCGGCGAACCACGUGGUGAUAUACGACCACGACUGGAAUCCGUUCAUUGAUCUUCAGGCCGUCGACAGAGCGCACCGCAUCGGGCAGCAACGGGAAGUGCACGUUUGGUCAUUGGUGAGCGAGUGGACUGUGGAGGAGCGGAUGGCGUUUCGUCGGGAGCAGAAGCUGCGCCUGGACAAGUUGCUGGUGCAGCAGCAGGUAGAGGAAGAGGCGGAUGCACUAGACGGCGAGGAAGGCGAAGACAUCAAGGAACAUAGAUCCGAGAAAAUAUCAACUGAUGAAGUCCGAAGGCUUAUGCUCCACGGCAAAAAGGCAAUUGUUCAAAUGGCGUCAACGGGUACUGAGGACAUCGCCAAUCUGUGUUUGGAGGAUUUGGUUUCGCGUGCUAGGCAGCCGCUACCUGUGCUUGGGGAGGACGAGGAGCCGUUGGUUUUGGAGGGUUCGGCGUCGUUCGAGGAGGACAUGGACGAGAAAAACUUGGUCGACAUCAACGAGGUGAUGGAUGAAGAGGCCGAAGAGCGGCGCAACCAGCAGCAGCUGGCCGAGGGCACAGAGGAGCCGGCAGCGCCAGAGGGGCCGUGUGAAGGUGGUGUAGGUAAACCCUCCACCGAAGGGGAGGAGGCAAAGCCCAGCGGGAGCACUUCUCCCGGAGGGGGAGCUGAAGAGGAGGUAGAGGUCUGCGAGGCGCCGACCACAGCAGGAAGUGGCACCAAGGGAGGCCUUGAGGCGGAGCUGCAGAGCGCAGGAGUCUUGUGGCGCUCCGGAAGAGAGCGCAAAAAGCCUGUGGCCCUUUACGUGCCUCAGGAGUUCACGCAGAGAGAGGAGCGACGGAAGCUGCGUCACGAGACGCGGUGCUUUGUGUGCGGCAACGGAAAGGAUCACGUACAGAGCUCGGUGGACCGAGAGGGGAAACCGGUGGAGGUGGCGUAUGACUACUGCCGUUAUAACGUAGGCGAGGACUACUACAUGCAGCUUCGACAGCGGGGCAUGAACGUAACUCCGCAUAACUGGAUUUUGCUUCUAUGCUCAAAGUGCAAAGCUGUAGAGGAGCAGCAAACGCGAAGACGGCUGACGAAGGAGGAGAAAGAUCACGAGAAGUUGAUGCAGCAAGAGCUGCGGCAGCAACAGCGACAACUGCAUCUAGACGGUGCGAGAUUGCGGCUUGAAAAGGAUGAAAUGAAACAUUUGCAACGCCAGAGGGCAGAGGAGGAGCGGCGCCUGUUUGAUCGUAAGCAAGCUGUUGAUAGGCUGGAUGAGGCGGCAGAGAUCUCAUUGAGACAGGCGUACCAACGGCUUUUCCCUGAAGCCUUCCUUGCGGAGAUCGAGAAGAGAUCGGCCGCAGCAAAAGCAGCACAGAGAGCUUCCCGAGAGGCUGCUGUAGCCGAGGCGAUGAAUGCUGCUGCUGCUGCGGGAGCCGAUGGGCAAGCUGCCCUGGCGUCAGCAGCAGCUGCAGCGAUAAAGAAGGCGUCGAAGAAACCGACGAACCAACUGGCGAACAUGAAGCUUCCCUCUCAGAGUCUUUCGGUUUGUGACAACUGUCGCUUCCCUUGCCAUGGCGUCAAGGAGUACCCAGGCCCGUGCUGCUUUCCAGAUGAAGUCAUCCAAAAAUUCGUGGCUCGCGCGAGGCCAGCCUCGCAGUCCGAACCGAACUCAGGAGGGGGAGGCGCAGGAGCAGCAGGGGGAGCAGACGGUGUUAUAGAACUGGACGCCUCUCCUGGAGAGGGCGGAACGGCGAAAGAGGGUUCCGAUGCAUCUGCUUCUCCUGGCAUUCCACAGAGUGCAUUGAGAGCGCUUGCGAGCUCAGCCGCCUUGCUGCAGGGCGGGUUUCCGGAUGCGGGAGGGUCUGCUUCGGCAACUGCAGCAGCCGCAGCUGCUGCUGCAGGCUGUGAUCAGAGAGUGAAGUACAUGCAACGGCAAGUCUGUGCGGCGUGCCAUGAGUGGCGGAUUGGGAAGCGGUCCCACACACGAAAGCACUGUCUGACGCUCACGGCAGAGCAACGCCAGGAGUAUGAUGAACGGCGAGCUAAAAUGCUUCUUGUCGCGGAGUUGCUGCGUACGAAGGAUCCCAUCCCCGACGCAAACCCGGGUGCAUACCCAUCGGCAUCUCCUCAGCGACUCAAAGCAUUCUUCCAGCAGUACCAGGAAGCGGCUGACCGAAUAUUGGAAGAAUGUAUGGUGGCUGCUGGUCUUCAGCACGCCAUCGCUUCGCGUUUCACCUCAAGCAAGAAGGUCGUGCCGUCUCCCAUUGGUCAAGCCCCUGUUGCAGCAGGCCAGGGAUCCCAGAACAAUGUACCAUCGCUAAACAGCGUGGCUGCGAGUAAAGAUCGCAUUUCCAUGAUUUUGAACCGUAGCAAGGAGAUGCUGCUCAUGAAGCGGCAUAUGGAACUGCAAGUGUUGGCGACUCUUUCAGCCGCGAAUGGACGAGGUCCUGGGCCGAAUUUAGCUAACCUGAACAACGACCAGAAGAAACUUCUUGGUAGUUCAGGUGAAGGGGAGAAGCCGCUUAUGACACCACCGUCAGACACCAACAGCGAAGUGGAAGUGAUCGGAGUCUCAAGGGUGGGUGCGCCUACGGCAGACGUUUCGUCUGUUGCUCCAGGGGCGAACUGCGCCCCAACUGUUGCAGAAGCUGUCCCUACAGCUGCUGGUGCAGUUGCUGCGCCGGAAGGUGCAGUAAAGGCGGCUGUCGGUAAACGGCAAAGCGCUGAUGCACCGAAUAGCGGCGCCCGCGGCGCCACCGUUGCGGCACUUCCUGCCGCUUCGAAACGGCAACGAAGAACGGUACCCAUCAAGACGGCAGAUGCAGUGGCGGCGUAUGUACAAGCAGCGGAAAUGGGGGGCGGCUCUAUUGCUGCAUCAGCUGUAGCGGCGGCGGUGAAGCAGAAGCCGAUUAUUGAGUUUUUCAAGUCCAGGAACAAAGCGGCAGCCUCAGCUAUUGGAGGGUUAACGAAGCAGCCCUUGCUAGCCGGGGCCGGAGGGCAAGGAGCCUCGCGUCCGGGAGGAAUGGCUGGUGCAACUUUAGCCUCCUGGGGCCCUAAACCAGCCUCAGACACAGAGAGCGAUUGA